AUGUCGCUUACCCCAAGCCUGGACGCAAUGCUUGCGUUGUGGGAGAAACAGGAUCGAAAGAGUUUUCAGUUAAAGCGCCACCAAGAAAAACUUAAUUCUAGAGUUGCGUUCAUAAAAAAACUAAAUUCGCUUGAUGGUGACACUAAGUGCAUAUUUCGUGACCUUACUAAUACGCUAUGCAAACAAUUCGACUUUUAUUUGGGCAUCAAAUUUCCUUUUGAGCUGAAACCGAUGUUCAACUCUGCCCAUCCGGGCCUCGUUAUGUUGCAUGCUGGAGAUGUCUGCCAUGACGCUUUAAUAGAUGGGUACCUCCAUCGAAAAGCCAUGCACGAUUGGCUGAAAUGUGAAAUUGAUCGCAGCCAAUGGAUGUUCCGACAAGAGUUUGGUAUUUUUUUCUCUUCAACGUACGAACCAGAAGAUAGAAAGUGCCUAUACAGCCUGAACUGUUCCUUUAGAGCACAAGAAAAACAAGAGCUAAAAACUAUAACCAUGAAGUAUAUGCCAAUGCUGGAAUUCGAAUACAAUCCCUGGUUACUGCCUCAAUCGGGGUUAAUGAACGCCAUACCACUGCCGAUCAUGCUUAACGAUGAUCGCAUAUUUUUGAUCCGCACAUCAGCUAAAUGGCAGGAGGAUCUGCGGCGUUCGGAAAACAAUAUCCCGAAGAUUACGCGGCUAAUGCAGGAACUGCGUUAUGUUUAUAAUAUGCAAGAUUUAUCCAAUUACAUGAUUGAAAUGGUCGUUCUAUUAGAAAUUUCCAACAUCAAUUGGAAACAGGAUUUUGGUGAUGUUUUCAUAGGACUUUGGGAGAAGUUGGUGGAACAUUUGAAGUCUGGCGAACUAAAGACAUUCUUGCAACCAAAGCUUAAUAUCUUUAGGAAUAUGACACCAAGUGUUCUUAAAGACUACUACUAUGCCGCUGCUCAUGUGUUGGAUAAACUAAAGCAGUUGAAGUCAGCUGGAAAAAAUGUGGACAAAAAGGUGCUCAGUCUUUUCAACAUGGACAAAAUUAUUAUAAAUAAUAAAUAA
Scaptodrosophila lebanonensis is the source of this 1026-nucleotide messenger RNA. RefSeq lists its product as uncharacterized. Bases 1 to 1026 code for a protein of 341 amino acids. The transcript has 2 exons. Lineage: Eukaryota; Metazoa; Arthropoda; Insecta; Diptera; Drosophilidae. The record is from RefSeq and is a predicted model, not a curated record.